This is a messenger RNA of Diceros bicornis minor, 597 nucleotides long. It is a transcript of the gene TFF2, whose product is annotated as trefoil factor 2. Gene Ontology annotation, molecular function: CXCR4 chemokine receptor binding. The transcript has 6 exons. Gene Ontology annotation, biological process: chemokine-mediated signaling pathway; maintenance of gastrointestinal epithelium; negative regulation of gastric acid secretion. The coding region runs from base 1 to 597 and encodes 198 amino acids. NCBI's taxonomy places the organism in Eukaryota, Metazoa, Chordata, Mammalia, Perissodactyla, Rhinocerotidae. The record is from RefSeq and is a predicted model, not a curated record.
AUGGGAUCCCAAGGCAUCCGUCUCCUGGCAGGGCUGCUUGUCCUGGGGCUGUGUGCUCUGGCCAUGGCCGAGAAACCUUCUGCCUGUCAGUGCUCACGGAUCAGCCCCAAGAACAGGACGAACUGCGGCUUCCCGGGCAUCAGCAGCGACGACUGCUUCUCCAACGGCUGCUGCUUCGACUCCACCAUCCGCAACGUCCCCUGGUGUUUCGAUCCCCUCCCGAAGCAAGAGAACCAGGAGUGCAUCAUGGAAGUCUCGGCCCGCGUGAACUGUGGUUUCCCGGGCAUCAGUUCUGAGGAGUGUGCGUCUCGGAAUUGCUGCUUUUCUGACACCAUCCGUCAAGUGCCCUGGUGUUUCUACCCACUCUCUGUGGAAGUUGACAUGUUCCUGAGUCAGCCAGGCCCAGCCACACCAAAGGCAAAGCCACAACGGGCCCUGAGGCACCCACAGUCACUGCAGGGCUCUGGCAGGGACGUUGCUGACGGGCAGGAGGACGAGGCUUGGUGCAGAGGGCCCAGCAGCGGUCGUCCCCAUCGGGAGCUGAACCUGGCCGGUUCAGAGAAGUACGGCUGCAUCUGUAAUGAGAGUGGAUCCUGA